This is a messenger RNA of Microdochium trichocladiopsis, 1668 nucleotides long. RefSeq names its product putative aldehyde dehydrogenase. The transcript is spliced from 4 exons. NCBI's taxonomy places the organism in Eukaryota, Fungi, Ascomycota, Sordariomycetes, Xylariales, Microdochiaceae. Gene Ontology annotation, molecular function: oxidoreductase activity, acting on the aldehyde or oxo group of donors, NAD or NADP as acceptor. The record is from RefSeq and is a predicted model, not a curated record. Bases 1 to 1479 code for a protein of 492 amino acids.
AUGGGCAGUGCGGAAAACCCCGACGCCUCGCUCCUGGUUCCUCCCGAAGGUGCAAUCGUGCCCUUAUUGGUCAACGGCCAGGACUACAUCGACGCCGACCCAGAGAGGCAUUCCUCGCUACACCACGAACACAAUCUUACAACUCCAUCCAAGACCAUCUUUCAGGGCGCCGACGUGAAAAUCACACGCGAGGCCAUCGAUGGUGCCCAGCAGGCGUUUGCUAAUGGUUGGUCCCAAGCAUCAGUGCCCAUGAGGCGGGCCCUGUUCCAUAAGAUGGUCGAGGGGAUAAAACAAAACGAGAGCGCCCUUAAAGCCCUGAUUAAAGCAGAGAUACACUGCGACGAUCUGUGGGCAGACAUCCAAUACCACGGUGGGAUCAGCGUACUCGAGGAGUCGGCAGCCUCGCUCAGCUCCGAGGCCACGAACGGCCAGAUCCUGCCGACGGUGGUCGAAGGCGCUUACCCUCUGGUGGUGAACGAGCCCUACGGUGUCGUCCUCGCCAUGGCUCCCUGGAACGCACCGCUUAUUCUGGGCCUGCGAUGCAUCGCCGCGCCCCUUGCGGCAUGCAACACCGUCGUCUUCCGGGGCUCCGAGAUGUCCCCAAGGGUACACUCGUUUAUCGCAAACUUGGUUCGCUACGCAGGCUUCCCGCCCGGCGUCUGCAACUUCCUGCUCCACCGGCCACAGGACGCUGCCGAGGUGUUUGAGACGUGCAUCAGCCACCCGGCUGUCAAGAAGGCCAACUUUACCGGCUCGACAGCAGUCGGCCGUGCCAUUGCCACGGCCGCUGCAAGGUUUCUCAAGCCGGUCCUGCUUGAGCUCGGCGGCAAGAACGUCAGCAUCGUCCUUGAGGACGCGGAUCUGGACAAGGCAGCCGCUGCAUCGUUGCAGCAUGCCAUCAUCAACAACGGCCAAGUCUGCAUGUGCACAGACACGAUCCUCGUCGCGCGGCCCGUCCUGCACGCUUUCAGCGCUGCGCUGCACCGGCAGCUAGGUGCUCUGUCACCGGCUGACUGCCGGGUCAUAUCAUCGACAUCGCGAGCCAACCUGGCACGGAUGCUCGCCGAGGCGGCCGCGGACGGCGCCACUAUCACGCAGGCACCAGGCGGCCGGUGCGAGGGUAACCUGGUGCCGGUAGCGGUGCUUGAGAAUCUGACCGCGGGCGCUGCAUACCACACCCAAGAGGCAUUCGGGCCGGUCGUGGCGGUGCAUGCGUUUGGCCUGGAGCAGGAGGCGGUGGACUACGUCAGAGCCACAGGCUACGGGCUGUCGAGCGCGGUCUGGACUGGCGAUACGAUGCGGGCGAUGCGGCUCGCCAGGCAGCUCGACGUCGGGGCCGUGCACGUCAAUGGCGGCACCGUCCACGACGAGGGCAAUUUUCCGCACGGAGGCGUGGGCAACAGUGGGUAUGGGCGGUUUGGCGGCACCUGGGGCCUGCGCGAGUUUACACGGUCCAAGACGAUCAUGCUGUAUCCAUGAGAUGAGGCCGACAGUCAGUAUUGUUCGCCAAGUGGAUGUUGUGUAUAUGAUAUGGCGAACAGCAGAUAGGGAGGCCGCCUGGGCGGGUUGGUGAGAGACUUGAGCCUUGAAUUGUAUUCUCUAGAGUGAGCAAUGCGGAAGAAUCCCCAGCAGUGUAAAUCUUGGUGCUGGUGCAAGGAAUUGGAUGUC